This is a messenger RNA of Paramecium pentaurelia, 3453 nucleotides long. The record is from the annotation of a GenBank genome assembly. NCBI's taxonomy places the organism in Eukaryota, Ciliophora, Oligohymenophorea, Peniculida, Parameciidae.
AUGAAAUUGAGGAUUAAGCUAAUUUUGAUGAUAGUAUUUUUAUCACUUUACUAUUUUCUAUUUAGUUUAGUAUUGUUAUUAGGUUAAUAUUUUGAUGAAGAAUAUAGAGUUGAAAGUGAAACAUUGUCUUAAGGAAUUUAUAAUGAGUCAACUUUGGUAUAAAUUAAUACUAAUAAAUUAGAGUAAAGUACGAUUUGCUCGAUAUUAUUAUGGAAGAUCUAAUAGACCAAAUAUAAAUUCACUUUAUGCUAUAUAAAAUAUAAUAGAUUACAUUGAUGAUUAUUAAUAAUUAGAUGAUAUAAGUUUACUUAAAUUAGAUUGGCAAUUUAAUAAUGUUACUAAUUUGUAAAUUCUGAAAAGAAGCUAUCCAAAUUAAUAUUAGUUAUUAAAAUAUUACUCACCCUUAUUAAAAUUGAUUGAAAUCUAUACUAAAAAUAAUGUAUUUGAUCAUUUUCAUUUUUUAUGUUAAAAUGGAUUAGGCAUUUCAUUUUCUAAUGAGGAUUUCAAUUCUACAUAGGAAUGGUAUGAAACUUCAAUAUCCAAUUGUAAAACAUAUAAUGAUUGUUUUGAUUAUAUAAGUCAAUACUCUUCAUAAAUUGCAUAUCCUAAAUUAGACUUAAAUAAUGAAGUUUGGAGAAUGAGGGCUGGAAAAGAAGGUUAUGAAUGCUAAUUAUAAGUUUAGAAGAAAAGAGAACUUGCUAUAAUUAAUUCAAAAAGACCAGUAAUUUAUUCAUUUCUAACAAAUGGAAAUAUUAAUAUAAUUUCUAAUGGAGUACUUAUUAAUAGUACACUAGAAGAUGCCUUAUCAAUUUGGCCAAAUCAAACUAGUGAUUUCACUGAUUAACUUUACACAUUAGUUACAGUUCCUAUAGAAUAUAGACAAUGGAGAAUGCUUUAUGAUGGAAUGGGAGAAUAAAGAGUUGUAUUCUUUUCUGCAUAUCAUUUUGUACAUCCAAACUUUCCAAAUAUUAAUCUUACUAAAGAAUUAAUAACUAAAUGUUCUAUGAUUUAUCUUGAAUCAAUGUCACUGUCAUAUUACAAACAAUUAGCAGGUUAAAAUGAAUAAGCAUCCACAGUUUCAAUGAAUCUUAUAAUAGUUGCUUGUGCUUUGCAUAUAGUUCUAAUCUUUUAUUUUUGGAGGAAAGGUGUAGUGAUUGCACUUUCUCUAGAAGUUCCAAUUAAUUAAUUAAUUAAAUUAACAAAAGUUGAUAUGAAAUAUCUCGAAGUUCAAUAUUUUAAUUUAGAGAGUUAUAAAGAUCUCUUUAAUAAUAAAGAAAUAAGAAAAUUUUAUGAAGUCAUAAUCAAUUAUUUGAAUAGCAUUAAAUAUUCAAAUAAUAAAUUAUUAUAAGGAUCUAAAGAUAUGGAUGAAGCUGAAGCUUUAAUUAUUUUAAGUAUGUCUAAGCGUUUCUAUAAAAAAUAUUAUAAUAAUCCUGCUGUUGGUAUCUGUGCCAAUAAUAUUGCUAAGAUUCAUAUGAGAAAUCAAAGAUAUUUGGAAGCAAUGAAUGAAUAAGAGGAAUCAGUUUUGAUAGCUAAUUAAGAUUUGUAAAGUUUAAAAGAAAUGGAAUAAUAUGCAAAUUAAGCAGCAUAACCUUAAGAUGAUUAAUAAUUAAUUAAAUUGUAUCUUAGAUUGAAAAAUAAUGUUUUAUAGAAGUUUUAAAGAUAGGAAGAAAAAGUAAUGAAGGAUGUUAUAAAAGAUUUAGAAAGUAAAACAAAAGUAAUUUAAAAUUCAUAAAAUUGCAUUGUAAGAAGACAAACUACUUAAAGAUUAAAAAAUGAAACUACUUAAUUAAAAAGUUCAUUAGAAUCUGAAGUGCAUCAUUUGAAUCAACAAACACCUAAAACACCUAAAUAAACAAAUAAUUUGUUAAGAAAAACAUUUUAAGAAGAUAAAAAUCCAAUUCAAGAAGAAAAUUUAGAUUUACCAAGUGAUAGAUUAGAAAAUUUAGGAACUCCAAAAAAAUCGAGUCCUCUUUUAAGAAUAUAAAGUAAUGAAGAAUUCUCUAAAAAGUAAGUUAUUAUUGAGCAUAAAAUUGUUUUUAGAAAAUAUUAAUUAGCUUGCAUACUCUAUAAUUAUAGUAUGACAAAAUCAUAAUCAACAUUUCUUAAUGAAAGUGUUAAACAAUUUAAUGAUAUUAUGGAUGAUCUUUAAAAUCUUCCUGAUUCAUUUUCUAUUUAAUAUAUGAAAAUAAAUAUAAUAACAAAAAAAGCAUUUUGUUUUGCUAGAGCUGGAAUGCUAGAAAAAGCAAGAUUAGAAUUGGAAGAAGCUGAAACUAAAUUAAAAAUUUUAUAAGCUAAUAGAGGUGAAAUAAAAUAAUUAGAAAUUUCUGAUUUUGUAGAUAUUUUUAGAGAAAUUCCUUUAGAAAUUUUGAGAGAAAAAUUAGCAGGUUUAGAAGUAAUAAGUACUUUUAUGUAUAGGCAUCCUUAUUAAUGAUUAGAGGAGAAUAUGUUGAAGCUUGUUAUAAGUUUAUUUCUAUUUUAAAAGCAGAAGGACAUUAUGAUCCUGGAUUUUAGAAAUUUGUAUUAAAGACAUUAACAAAAAUAUUUAAAAGAUGUAAUGUAGAUCAUAAUUGUUUGAUCAAAUUUUCAUAAUAAAAUUAACUUAAAAGACUUGAAUUAAUCUUUUUACUUGAUUAUUCAUCUGAAAUGACUACUGAAUAAUUUACUUUAUCUCAUCAUAUGUGUCAGAAUGUUGUUUAAUCUUUAAAUGAUGAUUCAUUUGUUGGACUAUAUGCAUUUAAUGAAUCUUUACAUGAAAUUUUCCCUUUAUAAUUAAAAGGAACUUAUAAAAAACUUUUAGAAUCAACAAUAGAGAAAGUGUUAAUAAAACCAGGUGGUUAGGGUAAUAUCUUCUCAGCUUUAGAGAUUACAAUAGCAUCUUUAUUUGAGAAAGAUAAACCUGAGUAAAGUAAAUAAUUAUCUUUACAUUUAAAAUCUAAUUAAAUUAAAUAAUAAAUAGAAUAAGAGGAAUUUAGAUGUUCUGAUAUGGAAUUUAGAUGUAAAACUAGUUCUCCAAGAGUAGGAAAGACUUUUUCUGGUGGAUUUAGUUAAGCUAUGAAAUAAUAUGAAGAAAAUUAGUUUGAUAAUGUUAGUUUAAAUGAGAAUAUGGUAAGAAUUGAAGAUAAUAUUUCUUAGAAUUAAUAUAAAAUUGAUAUUGAUAAUAUUGAUGAAGAAAAAGAUGAACAUACAAUUAGAUAUGUAUGUAUAUUUAGUGAGGGAGUUCAUAAUUACAAUUAAAUGUCAAUUGAUAGAUUGAAAAGUUUGAUAGAAAAAAAGAAUAUCCAUUUACUAGUUUUUAAUAUUGCAAAUUAAAAUAUGAAUAUGCUUUAUCUUAAAUAAUUAUCUUAAGUCUCAUCAGAAAGUAGAUUCUUUACAAAUGAAAUUGAAAUUAAAGAUUUUUUUUCAAAACUUAGAACUAAUGAUUUUACAAAAAGAGUUUAUUUAGAAUUCUUCUGA